UGUGGGGAGAGAAUUGAAGCGAGUAAAGAGACAGAAAAUUUUAUGGAUGAGAGGAUCGAGCUUUGAUUAGCUUCAACAAGACUCAACUCUCAUGUGGAGACUGUCAAGUGUUCGUAGUUGAUUUUUUUCCAUUUCAAAUCAAAUGACCCCACUCACGUUCUUCUUUAAAAACUCUUAGUGCAACCCAGCUCCUUCAGCUUCCAAUUUAGGGUUGGAGGAGCUUGAGAGAGAGAGAGAGAGAGAGAGAGAGAGAGAUGGUGAACUUUGUGACACUAGAGAAGUCAUUGUUGCAUGGGCUGAUGAAGCUGGCCGGGCUGAGAGCUCAGGUGGUGGAGAUCGAGCCUGGGACAACCGUCAACUUCUGGGCUCCAACUGAGACCUCUAAGAAAGCAAAAGUGAAAGCUCGUUCUGAAAAGGUGAAGGUGGAUUCAUCGGAGGAGAAGAAGAAGAAAACAAAUAAGCCUGCGGUGGUAUUGCUACAUGGCUUUGCCGGUGAUGGUCUCAUGACUUGGCAGUUUCAGGUGGGAGCACUGACCGGGAAGUACGCUGUCUACGUUCCAGACUUUCUCUUCUUCGGACGUUCCAUGACCAGUAGGACCGACCGGUCACCGGAAUUCCAGGCAGAAUGCAUGUUGAAGGGGCUGAAGAAACUAGGGGUGGACACCUGCACGGUGGUUGGGUUCAGCUACGGUGGGAUAGUGGGUUUCAAGAUGGCGGAGCUGCAACCGGACAUGGUGAAGUCCCUGGUGGUUACCGGUGCUGUCACGGCCUUUACGGACUCCAUCGCUGCUAAGAUGUUCGGUCGGUUGGGAUUCUCGUCGGCUUCUGAGUUUUUGCUUCCCACUUCUGUGGAGGGUGUGAAAAUCCUUUUCAAACUCGCCAUGUACAUGAAACUCUGGCUUCCUGAUCGUUUGUUCAAGGACUACCUACAGGUGAUGUUCAAUAAUAGAAAGGAGAAAGCUGAACUACUAGAAACUAUGGUCGUCAGCAGCAGCAAGGACGCCACCAUCCCCUACUUUUCGCAGAGGAUACAUAUCCUAUGGGGUGAGAACGACCAAAUUUUCAAUAUGGAGAUUGCCCAAAGCUUGAAAGAGCAACUAGGAGACAAUGCAACACUGGAAUGCAUUAAGAAGGGAGGUCACCUGGUUCACCUGGAGCGACCCUUCAUCUACAAUCAGCGUCUCAAGGCAAUUCUUGCUUCCCUGCAUACAGAUGCAGAUCAACAAUGAAGUUUACUCCUCUCAUUUCUUGUCAAUGUUUGUGUUUAGUACCACCUAUUUCCCUGCAUCGUAGAAACAUGCAUCCUAACAAUUUCUCAAUCAAAGGAACCAUGAAUAGAUGGAGUUCCCAAUAUUUUCCUCA
Messenger RNA from Macadamia integrifolia, 1362 nucleotides. RefSeq names its product putative aminoacrylate hydrolase RutD. Bases 255 to 1229 code for a protein of 324 amino acids. The transcript has 4 exons. NCBI's taxonomy places the organism in Eukaryota, Viridiplantae, Streptophyta, Magnoliopsida, Proteales, Proteaceae. The record is from RefSeq and is a predicted model, not a curated record.